This is a messenger RNA of Myotis brandtii (Brandt's bat), 1105 nucleotides long. RefSeq names its product zinc finger protein 488 (gene ZNF488). The coding region runs from base 179 to 1105 and encodes 308 amino acids. The transcript has 2 exons. Gene Ontology annotation, cellular component: nucleus. NCBI's taxonomy places the organism in Eukaryota, Metazoa, Chordata, Mammalia, Chiroptera, Vespertilionidae. Gene Ontology annotation, biological process: regulation of DNA-templated transcription. The record is from RefSeq and is a predicted model, not a curated record.
AAGAGGACAGCUGCCAGUUGCCAGAUGAGCAGAAGAAAAGUAGGUGGAUUAAGAGGCCUGUGGUCCAAGUGUGGCUGGCCCACCCAUGGGGAGCUCUCCAAUCUCAUAGCUCUUCCCUGAAGACGACACCUGUGGGAGUGUCCACCUUGCUGAGCUGUCCCAGGUCCCAUUAGUCCACAUGGCUGCUGGAAAGGGGGUCCUGCAAACCCGGGGCUGCAAGCCAGUGCUGCUGGAGCAAACAGAGCACCUGGGCUCCAAGGCUGCCCUCAGUGGUGGUGGCCAGGAGGAGGCCGGCGCAGAGCUGGCACGAUCAACACCCCCAGGCGAGCUGAGACUGGGAAAAGCACUGGCCCGGACGGUGCGCUGGGAACAAGAGCAGAGCGCCUUCAUGGAGAUGCCUCAUCUCAAGAAAAGGCUACAGGGCAUGUGGGCCAAGGAGAGGGAGCAUGAUGGCUCCACAGGCCAGCCUGGCCCUCGGCAGCUGACGCAGGGCAUCCCUAGGGACCCAGCUGGCAGCGCAGUCUUCUCCGCGUGGCCUAGCAGUGCCGGAAGGGAGCAAAGAAGUGCCUUCAGCAAACCAGCCAGGUGCCCAUCAGGGAGACCUGGGCCGGCCUCUCUCUUCCAGGCAGGCAGACCUGCAGAUGCCCUGGGGGAGCUGGUGGGACCCAUGCAAAUAAUAGACAUCCCUUGCUGGCCUAGACGUUCCAAUUCCAAGGUUUCGGUGAGUGAUUUCUGGAACCUGCAGAUGCUGCCACAAAAUGCUGCUCUCGGCAAUGCUUCCGCAGGUGCCCCCACGCUGUGGCUAAAGCAUGCCAUGGCCCAGAUACCCACAGCCUCCGCUUCCUCCUCGGUCUCCUGGGCCCUCCUACCAUCCGCGUUCAUGUCUCUGGGCUUGGCCACCCAGAACUGGUGCGCAAAGUGCAACCUCUCCUUUCGCCUGACCUCUGACCUGGUUUUUCAUAUGCGGUCCCACCACAGAAAGGAACAUGCGGGGCCUGACCUGCAUUCUAAGAAGCUGAGAGAAGAAGCACUCAUGUGCCCCAUCUGCCGUGAGUACUUCCGGGAGCGCCACCAUCUCUCCCGGCACAUGACUUCUCACCGCUGA